Molecule: messenger RNA, 348 nt
Organism: Rodentolepis nana
Lineage: Eukaryota; Metazoa; Platyhelminthes; Cestoda; Cyclophyllidea; Hymenolepididae
Source: the annotation of a GenBank genome assembly
AUGGCUUCCUCACUGAUGAAGUGUUUACCUCGCAAUUUUCUCAGAAUCGUUCAUGUAAAUGAAGUUUCCUCUGUGAAGUUGCAUACAAAGCCAAUGCGAUUUCCAACUGUCUCGUACAACGAAAUGACCAAACCCGAAGGGUCUUGGAAAGUUAAAAUAGAUCAGAUGAAUGCAGAAUACAACAGAUAUAUGUAUGCCGGUCUAGCUACGUUAUGCGUCUCACUUGCAAUCGCUUAUUAUUCACUCGACAUAUUCAAGUACAAGGAGCCCCCCCACAGGAAUACACCAGAGGGUUUGGCAUUCUUGCAUCCAGACCCAGAAGUUCUGGCAGACAUUCAAGGCAGCUAA